AUGUUUUCGUCCGAUGGUGAAGGGGUUCCUUUCUCCGAGGAGAUGUAUCCCCGGGGUAAUGUGGAGGACUGGUUAUUGGAGGUGGAGAGAGUCAUGCAAGCUAGCUUGAAGAGCAUCCUUCAUCGGGCUAUUGUUGCCUACGAACAGGUAGGACAUUGGUGUUGAGAUGUUGAUGGGCAGUGGAUCAAUAGAUGAUUAUCCUUACUGGACCUCUAGGGAGAACUCGCUGAUAGAACUAUCCAGUAUAAAUAAAAUUAGUUUAGUUUAGGUUUCCUCCUGUAGUAACACUGGAUCAAUAAGAGAUGAUCCUUACUGGACCUCUAGGAAGAACAGUUUAGAACUGAUAGAGCUAUUCAGUAUAAAUAAAAUUAGUUUAGUUUAGGUUUCCUGCUGUAGUAACACUGGAUCAAUAAGAGAUGAUCCUUACUGGACCUCUAGGAAGAACAGUUUAGAACUGAUAGAGCUAUCCAGCAUAAAUAAAGUUAGUUUAGUUUAGGUUUCCUCCUGUAGUAACACUGAAUCAAUAAGAGAUGAUCCUUACUGGACCUCUAGGAAGAACAGUUUAGAACUGAUAGAGCUAUCCAGUAUAAAUAAAGUUAGUUUAGUUUAGGUUUCCUCCUGUAGUAACACUGGAUCAAUAAGAGAUGAUCCUUACUGGACUUCUAGGGAGAACAGUUUAGAACUGAUAGAGUUAUCCAGUAUAAAUAAAGUUAGUUUAGUUUAGGUUUCCUCCUGUAGUAACACUGAAUCAAUAAGAGAUGAUCCUUACUGGACCUCUAGGAAGAACAGUUUAGAACUGAUAGAGCUAUUCAGUAUAAAUAAAGUUAGUUUAGUUUAGGUUUCCUUCUGUAGUAACACUGGAUCAAUAAGAGAUGAUCCUUACUGGACCUCUAGGAAGAACAGUUUAGAACUGAUAGAGUUAUCCAGUAUAAAUAAAGUUAGUUGUGCUUAUACAUGUGCACAUGUUUAAUCUUUCAGAUGAUGUGAAACCUCGUAAGUGGAAGAAACCAUUUCUGCCACACGAAGGCUAUGGUCACGGACAUGGUCAUCAUGUAAGUUGAGUGUUUAUUCUUCAUUAUCCAUGAUCAUCCAUCAUCAUUCAUUAUUAUCCUUUGUCAUCAUCCAUGUUCAUCCAUAAUUUUUAAUAAUCCAUGAUCAUUCAUCAUCAUCCGUGAUCAUCGAUGAUAAUUUGACUUUUUUUGAAUUCUCUGCCAGGGUCACCAUCACGGCAAAAGCUUUUGCUCGCGAUUCCACAAACUACCUUUCGGAGCCCGAGUUGCUAUCUUGGUCGGUGUCGUGUUCGUCGUGUUAGCCUCUGUGGUAUGUUGUGCCAUGUGUUGUUGUCGCAAGAGCAAGAAAGCUUACGAAAUAAGCAAAGGUGACGAGUUUAAGGCUGAAUUUGAGAUGGAGGACGAAGAAGCUGAAGCCUUGCCAGAGAAAUUGGCAUUUGAUGACAAGGAAGUCCUGAUUGCUUGA
Paramuricea clavata is the source of this 1476-nucleotide messenger RNA. Lineage: Eukaryota; Metazoa; Cnidaria; Anthozoa; Malacalcyonacea; Plexauridae. The record is from the annotation of a GenBank genome assembly.